Molecule: messenger RNA, 510 nt
Organism: Suillus subalutaceus
Lineage: Eukaryota; Fungi; Basidiomycota; Agaricomycetes; Boletales; Suillaceae
Exons: 3
Coding region: 63-326 (87 amino acids)
Source: RefSeq, a predicted model, not a curated record
AUCUUCUGGUGUGUCUUGAACAAUAGAAACCACGGGUGUCACAGCUCCCUGAAAGUGGAUGCAUGCGUUUUGCAGCCUGCUUGUGCAUCUUGAAGUGCCAACUGGGUAGUAUCACUGGCAGCCUCCACUUCCACACCAGACGAAGCCGCCUGAACCUGCGCGACCACCGGAAUUUAGAGAGAAUUCGGGGUCAAUGGAGUACGUUCAUGAUUGACAUUCGGGGGAACAGGGCUGAGGGUGCGGGAAUCCUUCGAGCGCUUAUGGCAAUCUUAGUCGUAUUCCAGGACACUCAUUAUACAUGCUUGUGGACUCACCGAGAUCCUUAACUUCUUAGCACCGUCCUUAACCUUCUUCAGAAGCCGACCGAGUUUUCCACGGGGUCGGUGCUAGACGAAGGAUGUGUCAGUGUUUGGAAUGGAGUGGACUGAGUGAUCUUCAUCAGUCACGUACCGAGCUUCCACUAGCUGUUGCUUCGAUAGUUGUUUGAAGCGAAGCAAGAUCAUGAGAAGG